Toxotes jaculatrix (banded archerfish) is the source of this 6548-nucleotide messenger RNA. RefSeq names its product potassium voltage-gated channel, KQT-like subfamily, member 5a (gene kcnq5a). Bases 185 to 3073 code for a protein of 962 amino acids. Gene Ontology annotation, biological process: transmembrane transport; potassium ion transport. Gene Ontology annotation, molecular function: voltage-gated potassium channel activity. The transcript has 14 exons. Lineage: Eukaryota; Metazoa; Chordata; Actinopteri; Toxotidae. The record is from RefSeq and is a predicted model, not a curated record. Gene Ontology annotation, cellular component: membrane.
UAACGGCCACAGGAUGACAGGUUGAGAGAGCAGCUCAGAUAUUUAACUCUUAAGCCACUGAUUUGUUUCAUUUAGUGUACAGUGAAAGUCAAAUUAGCAAAACAACCUCUGGCACAAGAGGACUUGGCUGCAUGUGAAUGUCUGCCGGUCUCCCAGCGCACUCCACGCCUGCGCUGGUGAUGCCAUGCCGCGAAGUCACACGGGCGACGAGAGCGGCGGCAACGGGCUCUGGCUGAAGACCUCAACCGGACGCCGGGCGCAGGACUACGCACUGAAAGAUGUGGAGUCUGGGCAGAGGACGAUGAAUAACACGGUGCGAGUCGGCGACGGUCUCCUGUCCCCCGCCACAGCAGGUGCGGCGGGAGCGGAGAGGAAGCAGGGCGCCCGGCUCAGCCUGCUGGGGAAGCCGCUGACCUACAGCGCCCAGAGCGGCCGCAGGAACGCGCGGUACCGGCGGCUCCAGAAUUACCUCUACAACGUGUUGGAGAGACCGAGGGAAUGGGCGUUCGUCUACCACGCUUUUGUGUUCAUCCUGGUGUUUGGAUGUCUGGUUCUCUCUGUGUUUUCCACCAUCCCUGCUCACCAGGAAUUCUCCUCACAUUGUCUGCUCAUUCUGGAGUUUGUGAUGAUUGUAGUGUUUGGUCUGGAGUACAUCAUCAGGAUAUGGAGUGCUGGCUGCUGCUGCCGCUACCGAGGCUGGCAGGGACGCCUCCGGUUCGCCAGGAAACCGUUCUGUGUCAUAGACAUCAUCGUACUCAUCGCCUCCGUUGCUGUGGUUUCAGCCGGUAGCCAGGGUAACAUCUUUGCCACCUCUGCGCUGCGUAGCCUUCGUUUCCUUCAGAUCCUGCGCAUGGUGCGCAUGGACCGCAGGGGAGGGACCUGGAAGCUGCUGGGAUCUGUAGUUUAUGCACAUAGUAAGGAGCUGGUGACUGCCUGGUAUAUUGGGUUUCUGGUGCUAAUCUUCUCCUCCUUCCUGGUCUAUCUGGUGGAGAAAGAAUUCAACAAGGAGUUUGCCACUUACGCUGAUGCACUGUGGUGGGGCACGAUCACCCUCACAACCAUUGGCUAUGGUGACAAGACCCCGCAGACGUGGACAGGACGGCUGUUAUCAGCUGGUUUUGCUCUGCUGGGGAUCUCCUUCUUCGCUCUGCCAGCUGGCAUCCUUGGGUCAGGUUUUGCCCUGAAGGUGCAGGAGCAGCAUCGGCAGAAGCACUUUGAAAAGAGGAGGAACCCAGCUGCCAGCCUCAUCCAGUGUGUCUGGCGUAGUUAUGCUGCUGAUGAGAACUCGGUUUCCAUUGCUACCUGGAAGCCUCAUUUGAAGGCGUUGCAUACCUGCAGCCCCGCCAAGAAAGAGCAGGGCGAGACCACUUACAGUCAGAAGUUGAGUUUUAAGGAGCGGGUCCGGAUGGCGAGUCCUCGUGGUCAGAGCAUGAAGAGCAGACAGACGUCCAUCAACGACCGCCAGCGCUGUUCCCCUGGCAACGAGGUGGUGGGUGGCACAGAGCUGAUGGGUGGGAGCCCGGCUAAAGUGCAGAAGAGCUGGAGCUUCAACGAUCGGACCCGUUUUAGGCCGUCGCUCAGGUUGAAGAGCCAGACUCGUACUGUGGUCCCAGAUGUGGACACAGGCAUGACCACAGAGGAUUCCUUAGAUGAGAGGGGCUGCCAUUGUGAUGUUACAGUGGAGGAUCUAUCAGCUCCCCUCAAGGCCGUCAUCAGAGCUGUCAGGAUCAUGAAGUUCCAUGUAGCAAAGAAGAAGUUUAAGGAGACUUUGCGUCCCUAUGACGUGAAGGAUGUCAUAGAGCAGUACUCUGCUGGACACCUGGACAUGCUCUGUCGGAUCAAGAGCCUUCAGACCAGGGUGGAUCAGAUUCUGGGAAAAGGCCAGAUACCCGUGGAUAAGAAGAUGAGGGACAAACUGCACCCAGAUGGAGACUCUCUGGAGGGCAUGAGCAUGCUGGGACGUGUGUGUAAGGUGGAGAGACAGGUAACUUCCAUCGAGUCAAAGUUGGACUCCUUGCUUGACGUUUAUCGCCAAGUUCUACAGAAAGGCCCCUCAGCGCUCACCCUGUCCUCCUUGCCUCUGUUUGAGCUGGACAGCCACCAGCACCACAACUCGGACUACCAGACCUCCAUCAUUGGCAGGGAUCUCCCCUCUCCCCAGGGAGGUGAUCCGAUUCGAGGUGGAGGAGAUAACAAUGGGGGCAUACGCCGUUCCCAUAGUGCCAAUCCGAGAGGCCUGCGGCUUAUCCUUGCACCCGCCGAUGAUGAUGGCCCUCCUGACUCAGCACCUCCAUCUUACCCCCCGUCCACAGCCUCACUCUCCCCAUCACCGCUGCUGCCACCCGAUAGCCCCUACCCAACCUUGGUAACCCCCAAUGGUACCUCCAAAAGAGCACAUUUCCCUGAUCUGCCACCCCCACCUCCCUCAACUGGGGGUUUCACCCUCCAGCUGCCCCCCAUGGUGCACCCCUCCCACCUCCGAUGCCCCGCUGACUCCGUCCCAGAUGAUUUGACAGAUGGAGUGACAGCAGACAAAGAGAGCCUGGGCCCCUCUGUUGUUGUGGGAUCCAGUGUGGAUGCUGACCAGGAAGGGGACAGUGAGGCAGGCUCUGUCCAGGGAAGGGUGCAGCUGCGGGAGAAGCACGGCUUGAAAUCUGAGGGGGUCUGGAGGAGGCACAUGAGCCUGGAGGUUAACCCCCUGCUGCUGCUCUCGUCUAGCCCAGACGAGAGACCUUCAGACUGGGAAGGCAGUCUCGGGAAAUCCCUCUCCGUGCACAAUCUCAGCCAGCCUUUGACCAGCCGUGCCCCUGGUUUCUCCUCCGCGCUCAACAACAGCAGCAGCAGCAACGGUAGCGAACGUGGCAAUGCCCAUGGUGACCUUAGCAACUGGGACGGAACAGAACUCUUCAUUAGUGAGUGCAAGCUAGAGCCAGCGGAAGAACAUUUCAACUUCCUGUCCCAGGCACCUGCCAGCAGCUCCUCUGACCUUUUACAGACUGCGGAGGAGGCUGCACCUCACCCCAAGGGAAACACCGAGUUUCUCAGUCAGUCCCCACACAUACAGCUGGCAUAAUCACACACACAUACACACUGACACACACUCUUGCAUACUGUAUGUACACACCAUUGUUGGGGAAGCCACUUUUAAAGUAUUUUUACAGGACACUAAACGGAUUAUGUUUCAGACUGUACAAUCAAAUGCUUUGUACAUGGACAAACACUGUUUUUAUGUUUUGUCAAACAUGAUUAUGUCCACUUUCAUACAGAUCUUAUUAUGCUAUAGACUUUUUAUCAUGUUCUACACGAUAAACACCAAAAAAAGUAUAUGGAUGUAUAAAAUAUGUAUGCAAGUGGCCAAAUUCAUCUAAGACAAAAUACACAAACAAUACACAAAUGCAAAUAACCUUCCUUUAGUCAAACUUUAUGUAAGGAUAUGGAGAAAGGGUAAUUUUAUUAACUUUAUACAAAAAAGAUCAUGUUUUUCAUAUUCAAGAAUGUUGAUUAAAAAAAAGAUCAAAAUUUAGUUUUAUUUGAAAGAAGAAUAAGGAAGGGAUGUUUGACACCUGCCUACUGGACAUCGGAGUGCAGAUGCAAAUCAAAUAAUUUGGUUCAUCACAAGAGAAACUGUAAGAGAUGUUAACUUUCUUUAAAAAGUAAGUUCCGGUCGUCCUACAUUUUCAGUCUCUGUCUGGACCUAAACCCAAACCAAAGAACUUAGUUUGGGCUCAUCAUUGAAGCAGGAGUCUAACUUUUCAUCAUAGAAAUUAAAGGAAAUGUCAUCUGACUUGUGUCAACUUUGACAAAUAAAUGAGUGAAGAAAAAGAGAAGAAAACACUGUAUAAUCCUCUCAUAGUCAAAACUGGUUGCAAGUCACAAAAGUCAGAAGUGUAUCUUGAACUUGAAUAAGCCACUGCAAAUUAUAUGUCAGCCACUUCUUUCUCGAUGUGGCAAAACCAGCACGCGCAGGUACAUGCACGCACAUAUGCAGCCACUAUUUCACAUACACACAGACACAUUCAACCACCAACCACAACCACUGAGUACUCUGAGAAGAGCCAACUUGACAAAGAGCUGAGACUGACUAGUGACUUAUUUUUUUCAUACAAGUGCUUGUAUUCAGAGACUUUCUUGUAAGAACAGGAGAGCCACCCACUCUCCUUAUUCAAUGUCUGUCUUUGGCGAUGUAAAACGUCAUCUUUUACUCAUGCUUUCAUACAUAUCACUGCAUGAACUGUUUCUGAAAACAAAUGAAUGAAAGGAGAAUAAUAUUGAUGAGGUGAGGCCUGGUGCGAUGGGAACAGUUGAAUUAUAAAGAGUUAAAGGUCAAACCCUUAGCAUGUGUUCAGACCACAAGCGUCUCAUUCUAUUCAUUUUCUGCCACCACAGAAAUGUCAGUCAGUGCUGACAUGGUUGCUGUGUGUCAUCUGUCAGCAGGUUGUCAGUAAAUUUGGAUGCAGCAAACCUAUUGGGAAAAUGGCCUAUCAGCAGUCACUCAAGACAAGUGUUGGACCAUGUCCCACUUGGUUUGGACAGUAGCCUGGUGAGUUAGUUGCUAAUGGUCUGAAUGCUGACUUGCAGUAGGCUUAUCAAGUGGGCUUUCUCAGCCAAGCAUGAGAUGCUGCAUGUCUCCGCUGCUGCAAUACUUAAAUCAAGAGCAGUCACACACUCGUUGGUGGCCUGGAUGCCCUUCUGCAUGUUAAUGGUUCCUCCAAACUUUCAACAAAAAGGUACGAACAAAGUCUGCCUAUAUGAACAUUAUUAUAUUCUAAUUUGAACUAAUUUGAUAGUAGUUAAAAACCUGUACUGCCAGUUAUAUGGAUAAUCCACUUACUAUUAUGACGCACAAGGUAAAUUUUUUUUUUUUUUUGACAAACCCUAUUUUUUUACUGGGUGCUGGCUGCACCAUGUGCAUCGAUAAUGAUUAAAGGCUGCUGAGCUGACUUUAUUCCCUCCUCCCAGUCUAGCAUAGUGUGGUGGUACAGGGCAAAAUAUGCAAUGCACAGAUUCCAUUUACAACACAGCUAGUCAGUUUCCCUUUAGUGGCCCAUGAUAACAAUACACUGUACGUGCAGUGUUGUUGAUCUAGAAGACAUGUUGUUACCUUUUUCAUGUGUCCAUCGUGCUGCUAACAUUGACAAAAAUGUGAUAUAUUCACAUAAUAAAAUAGAAGAGAGAGUGAGAUGAGAAAAAUCCUCAUUGCUAUUUUCUGUGUCUUCUAAAGUUUCAGCAUUCGGGUGAAACGCCGAAUGCUCUUAUCCAGAGCGACAUGCUCAACGAAACUUUAGCAGGAAACAAACUGGACAAACUAGAAUCUGACCUGAGAUUGAGAUUAAAAUUUGGCUAACGUAUGGCCUCUUUAAUCUCGUCCCCCCACUCCUCAAAAAUGUAUGUCUAAUUGAAGAGGAUUUUGACUGUGCAUGCACUUCCUUCUCACCACAUCAGUCAUAAUUACAAUAUUUAACCAUUUAGGGUUUUUGUAAUAAAUUUAAGAAUUACUGUGGAGAUGUUUAUAUUUAUGUGCACUUCAUCCAUAUUCAUAUUGAGAAGUUAUGUUUUCAACUGCCAGCUUUUGAAAAAUAUUGUUCUUCAAGUGUCUUAAAUGACGCUGUCCUAAUACUACAUUUAACAGGAGCAUUGUUUUCAUUUGUCCUGCUUGUAGAUGGGUUGACUGCUCUUGAACAAGAAUUAUGCACAAAACUAUGGCAGCCAUCUUAAGUUUUGUUAACCAUUUGUUUUUGCACAUUUACAUCUUAAGGGGUACACAGUCACAGCAGUCUUAAAAUGUAUUUCAAUGUGUUAAUGACAAGCUUUUCAUCAUUAUUUUUCAGUUAUAUUCCCUAUGUUUUGAAUGGUGAGUAAGUGCAUUGCUUAGCAAAUUAACAUUCUGUAGUAGGAUAUAACACGUAUUAUCUUCUAACAAUUGUAAACACUUGUAGAUUGAUUUUGAAAUACUCCACAGCCCAUGCAGGAGUUCUUCUGGUAUGAUGAAAUAUAUUAUCAACAUGAAAGCACAGUUGUUUUUGGUGAGUUUGAGGAGCCUGAAAAUGUGACAUGGUAGUUUGAGCUUAAUAUUGAAGUAGAUUUGCUGUAGUUAUUGAUUGAGUUUUGCUAUAUAUGAAAAGAGGCCAACCAAAACUGUCAGUUAAUUCGGAGCAAGAUCGAACAACAGUGGAAAAGCCCAUGGACUCAGCCAGUUGGGAGACUGGCUGGAUUAUAUCUCACAUAAAACAUGCUCAUUUUUUUUUGCAAUCUGUAAAUUGCUUAAGGGUGCCUUUCUUGCAUAUGAAAAUUCUUUAUUUUUUUCUUCACAGGGCUAUAAAGGCCUAGUUUGCCUACAGCCUAUAGCAUACUGUAUAGUUGAAGUCAAACUGCUCAUUUUGGGUUGGGCAUCCAGUUCGCUCAAGUCAUGUAGCUUAAGCCACAGAUUAUAUGGCUUUGAUGGCUAAUAAUACCAUUUCUCUACUGCUUGAACAGUAAUUUAUUACACAACCGGCCUUAAAGCUUGAUAAUGUUAACAUUAUUAUUUCUUUGAAAUUAAUUUAUUAAAG